Sinocyclocheilus grahami is the source of this 1925-nucleotide messenger RNA. RefSeq names its product protein NLRC3-like. The coding region runs from base 47 to 1900 and encodes 617 amino acids. NCBI's taxonomy places the organism in Eukaryota, Metazoa, Chordata, Actinopteri, Cypriniformes, Cyprinidae. The record is from RefSeq and is a predicted model, not a curated record. Gene Ontology annotation, molecular function: protein binding. The transcript is spliced from 5 exons.
CAGCAGAAUCAUCUCACACAUCAGAAGAGCAAGAAGCCUCCACAUCAUGUGCCACAUCCCCGUCUUCUGCUGGAUCUCAUCCACUGUGCUUCAGAAGCUCCUGGAAGAAGAUCUGAGUGCAGAAGUCCCUCAAACUCUGACUGAAAUGUACAUCCACUUCCUGCUGAUUCAGAUCAACAUGAGGAAGCAGAAGUAUGAAGAGAGAGAUCCAGAGAAACUCCUGCAGUCCAACAGAGAAGUGAUUGUGAAACUUGCUGAAGUGGCUUUCAAACAGCUGAUGAAGGGCAAUGUGAUGUUCUAUGAGGAGGACCUGAUUGAGAGCGGCAUAUACGUCACUGAUGCCUCAGUGUAUUCUGGGAUUUGCUCUGAGAUCUUUAAACAGGAAUCGGUGAUUCAUCAGAAGAAAGUCUACAGCUUCAUUCAUCUGAGCGUUCAGGAGUUUCUCGCUGCUUUCUAUGUGUUUUACUACCAUGUAAAUAAAAUUGUGAAAGGACUGAAGAAUUUUGUUUCUGUAAGAAAUGUGCUUAAAAUAGCAGUGGAUGAAGCCCUUGAGAGUGAGAAUGGUCAUCUGGAUCUGUUCCUGCGGUUCCUGCUGGGCAUCUCACUGGAGUCCAAUCAGAGACUCUUACAGGAUCUACUGACACACACAGAGAACAGCUCAGAGAGCAUCAGGAGAACCACACAGUACAUUAAAGAGAAGAUCAAAGAUGGACAUGGACUCUCCACUGAAAGAUCCAUCAAUCUGUUGCUCUGUCUGCUGGAAGUGAAAGAUCAGACUCUGUUCAGAGAGAUUCAGGAGUUUGUGAAAUCAGACAAACACUCAGAGAAGAAACUCUCUCCUGCUCACUGCUCAACAAUCGCCUACAUGCUUCAGAUGUCAGAGGAGCCGCUGGAUGAGCUGGACCUCAAGAAAUACAACACAUCAGAUGAGGGGAGAAGAAGACUGAUACCAGCUGUGAUCAACUGCAGAAUAGCUCUAUUUGCUCGCUGUAAUCUCACUGGACAGUCCUGUGAAAUUUUGUCAUCAGUUCUCCAAUCCUCAAACUCUGUCCUGAGAGAGCUGGAUCUGAGUAAUAAUGACCUGCAGGAUUCAGGAGUGAAGCUGCUCUCCAAUGGACUGAAGAGACUAAACUGUCAGCUGCAGAUACUGAGGUUGUCUGGCUGUAUGGUGACAGAGGAAGGAUGUGGUUAUUUGUCUUCAGCUCUGAGUUCAAACCCCUCACACUUGAGAGAGCUGGAUCUGAGCUACAAUCACCCAGGACCAUCAGGAGUCCAGCUGCUCAAAUACAGACUGGAGGAUCCAAACUAUAAACUGCAGAUACUCAAUUUGGAUCAUGCAGAACAUUUUAGAAUCACACAAGGACUGAGAAAAUAUGCCUGUGAUCUCACACUGGAUCCAAACACAGCACACACUCAACUCAUCCUCUCUGAGGGAUACAGGAAGGUAACUUAUGUCAAAGAUCAUCAGCCGUAUCCUGAUCAUCCAGACAGAUUUGAUCAUCAGGAGCAGGUUCUGUGUAAAGAGAGUCUGACUGGACGCUGUUACUGGGAGGUUGAGUGGAGCGGCUGGGCCCAUAUAGCAGUGGCAUAUAAAAGAAUCAAAAGAAAAAGUGAAAGUGACAUUUGGUUUGGAUUCAAUGAUAAAUCCUGGAGUCUGUACUGCACUGAAAAGAGAUACACUGCCUGGCAUGAGAACAGGAAAACUGACAUACUGAGCUGUUCAUCCUCUAAUAGAGUAGGAGUGUAUGUGGACGUGUCGGCUGGCACUUUGUCGUACUUCAGCGUCUCUGACACACACAUACUUACACACAUACACACAUUCAACACCACAUUCACUGAACCCCUCUAUGCUGGAUUCAGGGUUUAUGAGUCCUCACUGUCUUUGUGUCAGAAUAAAUGAUCUUGCGGUGAGACAUCACAACCCU